AUGAAAUAUCAAUGCAAUACCUCUGAUUGUUCAGCUUCGAUCAAUGUUUCUUACUCAAAUCUUCGACAAUGUCAAAUCCUUUGUUUAAGCAAUACACAGUGCUGCACAAUAUCGUAUGAGAAAAUGACGAAACGGUGUGAAUUAUUUUCUAACCUACCGAGUCAAUAUGGUCAAUUAAUAGCGCAAGCAGGUGUCAUAACUAUGAUAGCAAUCUCUGGUAGAUCACCAUUCAUGCCAAGUACGGCGAAUCCAACGGUCACCAGCACAACGACAAUCUCAACGACUGCAAUGACCGCGAGCUCAUCAGCCACUACUAUCACUUCCAUGAUUACGCGAAAUUUGAUAAAGAAUGGCGACGCCGAAACCGGCAGCUGUACACCGUUUACUGCUCAAGCAAGUCCCCCAUUAUGGUUUGUUAAUGGGAGUCUUUCACAAACGUUCUAUAAUGGUACUGCUUUGAAUGCAUUUCUAAAAUCAAGUCCAACACCGAGUGAUUAUGGAAAUUGUUAUUUUGGAGGUUAUACAUCGGCAUCUACAACAAUGCAACAAACAGGAGAUGUAAAUGAUUAUAUUAAUUUCGGACCUAUUAACAAUCGUACAGUGAAGUUCAGUUUCUCUGCAUGGCUUGGUGGAUAUAUAAAUCAAGAUGAUAAUGCACGAAUUAGUUUGACUUUUAGUAAUGCAACAUAUGCCAUGGUGGGAAGUGUAUCUACCCUUGGACCAGUUCUCGCUGCAGAUCGAAAAAAUGUGACAACGCUUUUAUUUCGACAGGUUAAUGGUACAGUACCAGCUAGAGCUCGCUAUUUCACAGUAUUAAUGACUAUGGUCACGACUGUAGGAGGUUAUAAUAGUGCUACAGCUGAUAAUAUUUGUCUAAUUCUUUAUGUGUAA
This is a messenger RNA of Adineta ricciae, 891 nucleotides long. NCBI's taxonomy places the organism in Eukaryota, Metazoa, Rotifera, Eurotatoria, Adinetida, Adinetidae. The record is from the annotation of a GenBank genome assembly.